CCGGGGGAGGACGAAGUGCUGAGUACAGGGCCGGGAUAUCGGUGGCAGCAGCUGGAAGGGGGGGGGGGGGGCGGGGAGAGAGUACAGAGGUGCCAGGGGACCGAGGGACAGCGAGACAUCUGGCCUGACCACGCGGCUUCAAAUUUCCACGGGCUCAAGGUUGUGCAACCGCGAGCCGAGCGAGAGCCGCGGGCGCCUCGGAAAACAAGGCGAGCCCAUAAACAAAGCCACGUGGCCUCGGGGCCCGGUGGGGGGGCCGGGCUAAGAGCAGGCGGCUCUUCCGGCAACAAAGAGCCGGGGCAGAGGCCCGGGAUAAAUACUGCGCCCCGGCAGCCGCGCAGCAUUCCCGGAGUCCGACGCGGUACGAGACCCUUCCCAGCGCCUGCGCCCUCCGGGAGUCCAGGGACCCCCGCGCCCACCCCAGACCUGCAGUCCUCCACACCAGUUCCCCACACUUGUCCCAGUCGCCGCCUGAGUUCCCCCAGCAUCUUUCCAGCGCGGCGCAUCCCCGGAGCCAGCCAGGCCGGUCCCCGGCUAUCAAUCCAUCCUGCCCGUCGGUCGCGUCCGCACUCGGUGCCAUGCCGUUCCUUGGGCAGGACUGGCGGUCCCCGGGCCAGAGCUGGGUGAAGACAGCCGACGGCUGGAAGCGCUUCCUGGAUGAGAAAAGCGGCAGCUUCGUGAGCGACCUCAGCAGUUACUGCAGCAAUGUGUACAAUAAGGAGAAUCUUUUCAACAGCCUGAACUAUGAUGUUGCAGCCAAGAAGAGAAAGAAGGACAUUCUGAACAGCAAAACCAAAACUCAGUAUUUUCAUCAAGAAAAAUGGAUCUAUGUUCACAAAGGAAGUACUAAAGAGCGCCAUGGUUACUGCACUCUGGGGGAGGCUUUCAACAGACUGGACUUCUCAACGGCCAUCCUGGAUUCCAGAAGAUUCAACUACGUAGUAAGGCUGUUGGAACUGAUAGCGAAGUCACAACUCACAUCCCUGAGUGGCAUCGCCCAGAAGAACUUCAUGAACAUCUUGGAAAAAGUCGUGCUGAAAGUCCUUGAGGACCAGCAAAACAUAAGACUCAUAAGGGAACUUCUCCAGACCCUCUACACGUCCUUAUGCACACUGGUCCAGAGAGUUGGCAAGUCUGUGCUGGUGGGCAACAUUAACAUGUGGGUGUAUCGGAUGGAGACCAUUCUACACUGGCAGCAGCAACUGAGCAACAUCCAGAUCACCAGGCCUGCCUUCAAAGGCCUCACCUUCACGGACCUGCCUGUGUGUUUGCAACUGAACAUCAUGCAGAGGCUGAGUGAUGGGCGGGACCUGGUCAGCCUGGGCCAGGCAGCCCCAGACCUUCUUGUGCUCAGUGAGGACCGGCUGCUGUGGAAGAGACUCUGCCAGUACCACUUCUCAGAACGACAGAUCCGCAAGCGAUUAAUCUUGUCGGACAAAGGACAGCUGGAUUGGAAGAAGAUGUAUUUUAAGCUGAUCCGAUGUUACCCAAGGAGAGAGCAGUAUGGGGACACCCUGCAGCUCUGCAGACACUGCCACAUCCUCUCCUGGAAGGGCACUGACCACCCGUGCACGGCCAACAACCCAGAGAGCUGCUCGGUCUCACUCUCACCCCAGGACUUCAUCAACUUGUUCAAGUUCUGACCCCCCCCCCCCCACUUGACGGCACUUCACAAGUCCCCCCCCCUACUCCCCGCUGAUCGGAUGGCUGGGAAUUCGGAGACUUCCUUUGUAAAUAGUGUACAUUGUAAGCACUGGCUUGAAACUUGUGAGCGAAGUCACUGAGAAGACGUUGGAGGGAAGGGACGAAGCUGCCGAUGGGAAUUUACAAAUGUGAACUGCACACUAGAACUGGUACGGAAAUGCGGAAAUACUGUAAAUAGACUUUUUCUUUUCCCCUAAAAAUUUGCCAGCGAGACUAUAAGGGCGAGAACUCUAUGUCUGCCGUGAAAACGGAGUUCUCCUGAUGUUCAUGGAAACUUCCUAGUUCCCUAGGAAGGAAAAAACGCAAAACUCAAAUACCAGACAGAACACUCUGUUUACAAUGUGAUAGUGUUGUUAAGACAAAAUGAGGAAGAAGGAGAAUGAAUGCUACAACGGAGGAAUCCUUGGGCUUUGGGUUUGGAUUUGGGAUUUGUUGAACAGGCAAAGAAGUCCACCCAUCGGACACCUAUGCAGGCAUAAGGCCUUAUCCUACGAAGAUGCCACACAAUGGUCUACCUCUAAAAGCGUAGUGUGCUCUCUGGCAGCGUGCAUUAUCUAGCGGGCAGUGUCUGUGUUUCAUGUAAGUUCUUUCAUCUGUAAAGAAAUCUAAGAUGGGAAGGCUAUUAGAAACAACCCUCUUCUCGGUUCCCUUCCCCUCUUUGCUCCCAGUCUACACCUUUUUUCCUUCCGUGUUGUAGCUCAUAUAUGGAACCAGAAGGCCAGCUUGAGAACAGCUCCAGCAGAAGUCAUGAAGAACUAGAAUUGGGCACCUGUAGAUGGUGGCUUGGCGCUUCUGAUUUAACUCUCCUCUCCUCUAGCUUAACUUCUGGGCUUGUCUGGUCUCCCAUGGGUAUCUUCAUGGAUUAUUGAAUGUCUGUGAACUUAGCGGGGCCUAAGAACUGAGGCUUGAGAGAGACAUUUUUGACACCAGCCAGUUAGGCAUUCUGAUAGCUGCUGCUUCCCCUUGGGGUGUUGAGCUGAGGCUCUUUCUAUUCUUUAGGUUUUAGCAUCAAACUUGAGUCAUCCUGAAUGGGGACUUUUCACAUGCGUGAUUUAAAAGGAAACCUGGAGUUCCAGCUAGAUAGGGAGCCCAGUUCAUCUUAAGCUUGUUCCAGGACUGAGUUAUAACAAAGAGAGGUAAAAGACAAAGGAUCCCAGGGGGUCUUGCAAAGCAGAGAUAUGAACACUGUGGAAGAAAGCAAAUCUCAGGACUUCAGGAGUUAAUUCCUGGGGUGGGGGAAAUGUUAUUUUUUACUUUUUAUAGAUUGUUGCUUUUCUACAAUGUACAUAUAUUUGCAGUUGUAUUUGCUUUUUUUUUAAAAAAAAAAAAAAUCUCCAAAUAAAACUUCCACUAUGCACGUCCUUGGUAAAUCAUCAGAAGUAGGAAUGUGUCCACGUAGAUGUUAAGUGAGGGAUUGUGUAACCUAAAGCUUUGAUGCUUGGGGUGGUCCUCGAAGGAAAGGAAAGGUGACCGAGCAUACAAGGGACAGUCAACACCUCUGCCUUCGGUAAUAGUGUACCCUCAGGUCGGUGCCGCGUGCGCAGACAGAGUCUGCAGGGUUCCCUGGUUUGCAGUAUCUGUACUUACACCAAAAGCUCUCCAUAUUUCCUUCGUCCUUGAGGGGAAAAUUAAGUUGAAUUCAGAGGCCCGUAAUGAGGAAAGGGAACUGUAAAAGAAUAAGAUUUGAUGCAUAACGCUGAACUUUAGAGACUACAAACCUGUAACAGCUAAGGGUUUUUCUAUUUGGUUUUGUGGGUUUUUCAGUUUUUUUUUUGCUUUUUCUUUUAACUCUUCUCCCCAGAAUUAUUUUUAC
Molecule: messenger RNA, 3517 nt
Organism: Arvicola amphibius (Eurasian water vole)
Lineage: Eukaryota; Metazoa; Chordata; Mammalia; Rodentia; Cricetidae
Gene: Fbxo32
Product: F-box protein 32
Exons: 9
Coding region: 579-1643 (354 amino acids)
Biological process (GO): protein ubiquitination
Cellular component (GO): nucleus; cytoplasm; SCF ubiquitin ligase complex
Molecular function (GO): protein binding
Source: RefSeq, a predicted model, not a curated record